This is a messenger RNA of Brienomyrus brachyistius, 1048 nucleotides long. RefSeq names its product peroxiredoxin like 2C (gene prxl2c). Lineage: Eukaryota; Metazoa; Chordata; Actinopteri; Osteoglossiformes; Mormyridae. The transcript has 6 exons. The record is from RefSeq and is a predicted model, not a curated record. Bases 120 to 797 code for a protein of 225 amino acids.
CGUGGAUCCCAGAAUCCGAAAGGAGCUCCUGGAACCAUUAAGCAUCCAGCAAGUCCAAAAACUUCUUAUGUUUUGUUUUGUUUUUUUAGGGGCGAAAUAAUGCAACCCAGGAAAAUAUAAUGGCUUCCCAUCCCCCAGUAAUACAUCAAAUUGUCAGAAACCGGGAGGCAACGAUAAAGCCUCCGAUUAACUUGAACAUUUCGGCCGUCGAGGAUUAUUUAGUUUACGAUCGACACGGUGGCCGUUUUCUAUUCAAAGAUUUAUAUAAGGACAAGAAAACGAUCAUCAUUUUUGUUAGGAAUUUCUUGUGCUACGCUUGCAAAGAAUAUGUUGAGGAUUUGGCCAAAAUACCCUCGAGUUUACUCACGGACGCUGGUGUGAGGUUGGUGGUGAUUGGGCAGUCCUCCCAUGCUCAUAUCCAGUCUUUCUGCUCCCUGACAGAGUAUCGCCAGGAAAUGUAUGUCGAUCCUCAGAGACACAUUUAUAAAAAGCUGGGGAUGAAGAGAGGAGAAACAGCUACUCACUCGGCCUCGCGCAGCCCCCACGUCAAGUCCAGCUUGCUUUCCGGCAGUGUGAGGAGCAUCUGGAGGGCCAUGACCAGCCCAGCCUUUGACUUCCAAGGGGACCCCCAUCAGCAGGGAGGGGCCCUCAUUGCAGGCCCAGGGUCUGAAGUUCACUUUGCUCAUUUUGACAUGAACCGCCUGGAUCACAUGCCCAUCAACUGGCUGCUGCAAUUGGCAGGAAUCCAGACUGUUGAUUUCGGCGAUCAGGCAAUCAGCAGGAUAAUUGACGUGUAACACAAAGCCACCAACAUUAUGCAACAAUGAGGAGGAAUUCUACUCAGGAGGCUGCUGUGGAAUAUUUAUGCUGCAUUAAGUUAUUCUGCCUAUGAUGGAUUAUAAUUAGGACAAUAAUUAUAUAUGCACCCUUUUCAUUUAAACAGAAUUUUGAUUUAUGUAAUAAUAUAAUAAAGUACUGUAUUCUACUGUAAAACUUAGCCCAAACUUUAAGACACUGUCCAUUUAAUAAAGGUGCUAAAUUUAAUAAA